Xenopus laevis (African clawed frog) is the source of this 1345-nucleotide messenger RNA. RefSeq lists its product as uncharacterized. The transcript has 9 exons. The coding region runs from base 180 to 1031 and encodes 283 amino acids. NCBI's taxonomy places the organism in Eukaryota, Metazoa, Chordata, Amphibia, Anura, Pipidae. The record is from RefSeq and is a predicted model, not a curated record.
AAGACGUCAAGUUAUGGUUCUGCUUUAACAAGUUUUAGCGAGAGACUUAUGGAGACGGUGGUCGUGGUAGCUGGUAGCGAAACGAAUUCUUGAGUGUUGCGGGGCAAUGCAACAGGAAUGGGUGUAGCAAAAUGGAACGUUGUCACAAAGUGUUUAUGGAUCUGGAUUAACCCAGCUGCAUGCCAGUGUCAAUGGUAAUGAUGAGUACCCAAAAAUCAGAAAGCAGCAGAAAAAGGAAAAGCACAAAACCGCAAAAAUCAGAUGAAGUCAAAAGAAGGCUUCCCUUAAAUGAAAUUGAGGUUAUGGAAUCCUUUCAUAAGGAGGAAUCACAGUCUGGUGAACAGAACACAGCAAAAAGAAAGAGAGGACGGCCUAAAGGGAACAAAAACAAAUACCCAUCUUGGUCUGCUCUGCAGAUCUCUUCAUCCAGUGAUGGAAAAAGUAACUUUCCUACCUCAUCAGAAUGUCCAAAAGUACUGGAUAAUGAUGGGGUCAGGUCCCCAGAAAAUGAAUAUCCUAAAGAAGAAGAAUAUCAACAAAAAGAAAGAAAUAGGUCCAAAGGGAGCACAGCAAAGACACUGUGCAGUUCAUCUGCCAAGGAAGAAUCAAAAUCUGGUGAACAGAAGACAGCAAAAGGAAAGAGAGGAAGGCCUAAAGGAAGCAAAAACAAAUACCCAUCUUGGUUUGCUCUGCAGCAGCGAACACCUGGAGCUCCAAAGAUGGGAAGAGGGAGACCCAGAAAACCAGUUGAAACUAAUGGCACUUUGGUUCCCAAGAGGCCAAGAGGGAGGCCUAAAGGAAGUUUAAACAAAAUCCCUUCUGCAAAAAAGCUUGCUGUCAGCAUGGGAAGCUCUUGUGUACAGAAGAGAGGGCGUCCAAGGAAGCAUUUAUUGCACCUUCCAACUUUAACUCCCAAAAGACCCAGAGGAAGGCCAAAGAUUGUUAGAAUAUCACCAACUGGACCCAUUGAUGUGGUUAAAGGCUCAAGUGUGCAAAAGAAUGAGAAAACCAGUGGCACUGAUGGACCUUGAAUUGAUUGAGCCUCUUCAUACUCCUUAUGGGUUAAGGAAGGAAAAGGAAAUUCACAGAGAUUUCCCCAGUAAGCAUUAAAUGCUUCAGGGAAAUAGACUAGAAGCAGAAAUGCAACAGUAAAAGGGUUGUCAGGAUUUUUUUUUAUAGUGAGGAAUUAGGUUGUGUGAAAUUUUUCUCAAUGUUACUGUUUUAAACGUGUGCAACUAUAUUUGAGUAGCCUCACAGACACAGUAGUUGAUUUCAUAAUGCUGCUGUUUCCUUAUAACAUAUUUAUAAAUUGUUUUGUGUCGUAAUAAAAAUGUUUUUUUUUGUA